Messenger RNA from Urocitellus parryii (Arctic ground squirrel), 1557 nucleotides. RefSeq names its product polysaccharide biosynthesis domain containing 1 (gene Pbdc1). Lineage: Eukaryota; Metazoa; Chordata; Mammalia; Rodentia; Sciuridae. The record is from RefSeq and is a predicted model, not a curated record. Gene Ontology annotation, cellular component: cytoplasm.
AGGAGCAGGCAAAAAGUCACUUCCGGGAAGCUGAAAACACGCUUUCUGCGCUGCAACAUGGAGGCUACCAGCGGAAUCGAUGAACCGGUUUCCGGGGAGCUGGUGUCCGUGGCACAUGCUCUUUCUCUCCCUGCAGAAUCUUAUGGCAAUGAUCCUGAUAUUGAGAUGGCUUGGGCCAUGAGAGCAAUGCAGCAUGCUGAAGUCUAUUACAAGCUUAUUUCAUCAGUUGAUCCACAGUUCCUGAAACUCACCAAAGUGGAUGACCAAAUAUACUCUGAGUUCCGGGAAAAUUUUGAGAAACUCAGGAUAGAUGUGUUGGACCCAGAAGAACUCAAGUCAGAAUCAGCUAAGGAGAAAUGGAGGCCAUUUUGCUUGAAGUUUGAUGGAAUCGUAGAAGACUUCAACUAUGGUACUUUGCUGAGACUGGAUUGUUCUCAGGGCUACACUGAGGAGAACACCAUCUUUGCCCCCAGGAUCCAGUUUUUUGCAAUUGAAAUUGCUCGGAACCGGGAAGGCUAUAACAAAGCUGUUUACAUCAGUGUUCAGGACAAAGAAGGAGAGAAAGAAAUCAAUGGAGAAGAGAAUAAAGAGAAAGGAAUUGACAUUGGAGGAGAAGAGAAAGUCAAGAAAGGAGCUGAGAGUGGAGGAGAAAAGGAGGAAGGAGUCAACAGAGGAGAAAAAGGGAAAACUGACAAAGGAGGAGAAAAAGAGAAAAAAGCUGAAGAAGCUGACAGAGAGAUGAACAAAAGUGGUGAAGCAUCUGUGUAAGGUAGACAGGGAACAGCACUCUAGAGGCUGCCACUCAGCUGAGCCUAUAAGUAUCACAGUGCUACUUGCAUAGACCCCUUUGGUUAAAUAUAUGUUCUUGUGAAAUUGAAGGAUUCUCAGAAGGACAUCUUUCUAGCCCAGUAGUCAAGAGCUGCUUUUGUUGUUGCCUUGUAUAAAUUGACUUAAAGACUAUUGGUGAGGUUUUUGUGUAUUGUUGAUAUAUUGUUUCUUGGCUCUCACUCCUGGUCAAGUAAGAAAUUUUGUAAAUAAAUUGCUUUUGGUUUUAAGAUUGUAUGUGAUUUUUAAAAGUGUUUAAAAAUAAUUAUGUACUUCAAAUUUUUUUAGGUAUUUAAUCUCAUAAUCAUGUAUUAUAUAAAACAAUUUAUGCCCAUUUCUUAAUUAUGCUCAUUGUUUCCUGUAAUAAAGUUCUCUCAACCUGUCAAGUUGUACUAGGUAUUGAGAUUAGAAAUCCUUAUAUAACAAUUAACACUUGCCCUUGGGUUGACUAUAGCUCUCUAAUUUCCUUUAUUAAAUCUGAAAAAUAUUGGUAAGUGCUUUAUGGGGAGAACAUCAGCAGCUAAAUCCUUUUAGACUAGUGAACGGGCCCCCUGUUUGUAGUAGAGGAGCAAAAGCCUUGAUCUGCUUCUGUACUUGGUUCUUUUAACAGUCAGAUUGUUACCUGAAAGUUAGCAAAUAGUAAUAGUGUAAAGUCUGAAGGAGUGGUUUCCCUUUUAUAAUGCUGUGGAUAGUAGCACAUACAUUAACACAGACAUAUUUUUGAAUUUUUAU